AUGCCAGUUACACGUCAACAAGUUAAAAGCCACAAGGCCCCUACAGAACAAUUUCCUUCGACGUCAGAGGUAACAGCCGCUUUGGCUACCGAAACUAGGACGGAAACCGACACGGCCUAUACAGCCACGGGAACUGUCAGAACGGAAGCAACAGAACAGACAGCGAUUUACAGUACUUCCGCGACGUCAGCACCCUUUGCUGUGUCACCCUCCGCGACAGUUAAAUCGAAGAUUUCGGCCGCCACUCACUCGAUUACGCCCUCCUUCGCACCGACUCUGCCCGUCGACGCGAAACAAAUGAACCCUCCGACUACAGGGAGGAUUCAUACAGUCCAGCGUACUCGAGAUACAGAGACCUCUACGGUAAAGAAGGGAACAGUUGACAAACCACAGGUACCUCGGGCCCCCAGUAAGAAGGGGGGAGAGGGACGAUCGAACUACAGCAAGACGAAGGCUCACAAAAUAGCAAAAGCAAAGGAAGAACUGCUGCGCCUUCAGGUGGAACUAGCUGCUGCGCGCCUCGCCGCCUUGGAGACAGAAGAAACAGAUACAGAAACAGAGGAUUUAGAAGACGAUGGUGUCUCCGUCCACUCCAAUACAGAAGUCAACAAACGAGUGGACAACUGGCUAGACAGACAACCAGCACGUCCCGUGCUAGCGAUCACUGAUGCACCUCACUACCAUACAGAAGAAUCAGUGGUCAAAGACGCGGAACAACAGAAGCUUCCAGAGGAACACCAAAAGUCUGCACAUCAAUCACCGGCGGGAGUGCAAUCAGGUAUAGCAGAGCUAGCUGAAGCUAUCACAAACGCCGUGAAAGCGGCGCAGCGCCCCAAGUACAUCGAACUGCCUUUCUUUGGUGGAUCACAUCAAGAGUGGCUACCAUUCCGCGCCGCUUACUAUGAAACUGAAAAUAUGUUCAGUACAGUGGAAAACAUAAAUCGUCUGCGACGAAACUUAAAGGGGAAAGCUAAAGAAGCAGUGGAAGGGCUUCUUAUCACCAGCGCGCACCCUACGGAAAUUAUGAAGACCCUCGAGUCAAGAUUCGGAAGACCGGAGUCAAUUGCUAUGACAGAGAUGGAGACACUCCGUGGACUGCCGCGUCUCACUGAAUCACCACGGGACAUUUGCAUAUUCGCGACGAAGGUCUCUAACGUAGUGGCAACAUUGAAGACACUAAGCUGCGUGAACUAUAUGUAUAACCCUGAAGUUUCGAAGACACUCGUGGACAAACUUACACCUACGCUGCGCUACAGAUUCUAUGACUUCGCAGCAACACAGCCCAAGGAAGACCCAGAUUUGUUGAAGCUGGAAAAAUUCCUCAAGAGAGAAGCGGAGUUAUGCGGACCAUAUGCGCUGCCUGAACAGGUGGCCUCACAGACAUCAGCCACUCAACAGAAGAAACCACAGAAGGUCCACAACGUCGCAGAGAGGAUGUACACAGCCAAGUGUCCCGUAUGCGGAAAAGAGGGACACAAUUCAACAGAAUGUGAACAGUUCAAGAAUUUGGAUGAAAAUGGAAGAUGGGAUACAGCCAAGUCCAAACGCCUAUGCUUCCGAUGUCUUCGAUACAGAAAUAAAACACACAGAUGUCAAGCUAAAGUGUGUGGCAUCAACAGCUGCAGGAAUUACCACCACAAGAUGCUGCACUACAACAAAACAGAAAAGAAAGAAGACAAGGAAGCUACAGAAGUAAUCAAUUCUGCGUGGACGAUUAAAAAGAAGCAAUCAUUUUUGAAAAUUAUCCCAGUGCAAGUUGAAGGACCCAAAGGUACUAUCAACACCUUCGCCUUGUUGGACGAUGGGUCAACAGUGACCUUAAUCGACAACAGCGUGGCCGAAUGCAUCGGAGCGCCAGGACCCGUCGAUCCACUGAAGAUAGAAACCCUAAAUGAUAUGAAGACAUCGGAGUCAACUUCGAGAAGGGUAACCAUUAAAUUGAGAGGUCUCAACGAUUGUGAAGAGCAAAUACAAGCGCGCACAGUAAAGAACCUACAAGUCUCGUCACAGCAGGUUUCAAGAGAAAUGGUGGAUAGAUGUAAACAUCUAGCAGAUAUCCGCGAUUAUCUCAUAUAUGCAGAUGUGAAGCCAAGAUUGCUAAUUGGUCAAGACAAUUGGCAUCUUCUGCUGACAACAGAAGUGAGAAGAGGAGACAAGAACCAACCGGUGGCCUCUCUCACGCCGCUAGGGUGGGUACUACAUGGCAGUCAGACUCGCACCUUAGGACGCCGUAUUGACUUCGUGUCACACGUCGCAGAAGAAAUAGAAGAUGACCUGGAUAGCCUCGUCAAGCAAUACUUUGAGAUGGACGCACUCUGCAUACAGCCAAAGAAACCAAAAACAGACCCCGAAGAACGCGCGCUACAGAUCCUGGAGAAGACAACCAAAAGGACAGCAGAAGGAAGAUACGAAACUGGUCUUCUCUGGCGUAAAGAAGAUGUUACGCUUCCCGAGAAUUAUGAAAACUCAUUGAAGCGGCUCUUUAACAUCGAAAAGAAGAUCGACCGAGACCCCAAGCUGAAACAGAAAUAUACAGAUCAGAUGGAAGCUCUUAUCUCGAAAGGAUAUGCUGAACCGGCUCCAAAACAGAAGACAGCAGGCAAGACUUGGUACUUGCCACAUUUCGCAGUGAUCAACCCAAUGAAGCCUGAGAAGCUAAGAGUUGUACACGACGCAGCAGCGAAGACGAAGGGAGUAGCUCUCAACGAUAUGCUACUCAAAGGACCUGAUCUUCUACAGUCUCUACCAGGCGUCGUUAUGCGGUUCCGACAGCACAUGAUUGCAGUUACAGCAGAUAUUAAGGAAAUGUUCAUGCAAGUGAAAUUACGAACUGAGGACAGAGAUGCACUUCGCUACCUAUGGCGCGGGAAUCGACGAGAUGACCAACCUCCUGAAGAAUAUAGGAUGACGUCAUUAAUCUUUGGUGCGUCAAGUUCUCCGUCUACAGCGAUUUAUGUAAAGAACUUGAACGCCAAACAGUAUGAAGAAACUCACCCCGAAGCCACAACUGCCAUUAUACAGAAGCACUACGUUGAUGAUUACUUGGACAGUUUCAGAACUCUUGAAGACGCAGUGCGCAUCGCGAAGAGCGUGCGUGAAGUGCACUCUAAGGCCAGUUUCGAAUUGAAGCAGUGGAAGUCGAACUCUUCAUACCUACUAGAAGCACUCGGUGAAAAGGAACAAGCAGAAGACAAGGAACUCUACAAAUCUGAAGAGAAAACAGAACGAGUACUGGGCGUCAUCUGGAAGCUCAACACAGACGAACUCACCUUCAACCUCAACUUAGCUCGUAUCGCACCAACGCUCAUUAACGGGAAGACACCUACAAAGAGAGAGGCGCUGAGAAUUGUUAUGUCGCUAUUCGAUCCACUCGGCUUCGCAUCGCCUGUCACCAUAAGGGCAAAACAGCUGCUGCAGGAAGUAUGGCGAAGAGGUACGGCAUGGGAUGACGAGCUCGAUGAAGACCUGGCCGCACAGUGGCAAGACUGGAUGAGUCAUCUAAAGAAUCUCAGCAACAUAACGAUCCCAAGACGAUAUCUCCACUAUAGCGACGCCACUUCAAUACAACUACAUGUCUUUACCGACGCCAGCGAAGCAGCUUAUUCAGCGAUUCUAUUCUGGAGAACAGUAGCACCGAAUGGUGAAAUUGGUCUAUCUCUCAUUAUGGCCAAAGCGAAGGUAGCGCCGUUGAAGUUGACAUCCAUUCCGAGAUUGGAGCUCCAGGCUGCCGUCAUGGGAACCAGACUCGCUGAAGCAGUGAUCGCAGAACAUGAAAGAAAACCAGACUGCAGGGUAUUCUGGACUGACAGCAAAACAGUACUUACUUGGAUACGGACUGGGUCGCGCUCAUACAAACCUUACGUGGCGCAUCGCCUUGCAGCUAUUGAAGAGUCUUCUAAAGUCACCGAGUGGCGCUGGGUUCCAACAAAAUUGAAUGUGGCAGAUGAUGCUACGCGAGACGUUCCUACAUCAUUCAAUAGGAACCACCGCUGGUACAAGGGACCCGACUUUCUCUACGAAACAGAAGCUCACUGGCCAACCGAAGUUUCCACCACAGAACAAGAAGAAUCUUCUGGUGAAGAGAAGAUAAAUUAUGUGACCGAUAAAAGGAAAACGAAACUUGCAGAAGCACUACCCGAUGUCUCUCGCUUUUCGAACUGGGACAGACUUCGAUACGCAACAGCAAGAGUUCUACAGUUCACUCAACUCUGUAGAGCUACUAAACAGAGUGUCCACUACAGAAGGACACAGAAAAAUACAGAAGCUGACCCAAGCUGGAGAAAAACAAAUAAGCCGGUGACUAAACAGCAACCAACAGUAAAAAAAAUAGUGACACCUAAGAGAAAAGAGUUUUUCCCAGUUUCCGCCGAAAACCUCAAAAGAGCAGAGGAGUUAUUGAUGCGUUCCUCACAAGAAGACUCCUUUACAGAUGAGUUAGAAGAUCUAAAAAACAACAAGCCAAUCAACAAAGAGAGCCGUCUAUAUCAGCUUAGCGUCGAAUACGUGAACAACGCAAUCAGAUUAAGAAGCCGUAUUCGAGCGGCAGCAGACGUAGCAGAACACUUUAAGAGUUCCAUGGUACUCGACGGCUAUCAUCCGAUAGUUAAGCUCUGGGUGAAGGCCAUACAUCAGCAGCACCAUCACGCAGGUGUCGAAGCGACAGUCAAUGAAUGCAGACAACAGUAUUGGGUGUUACGCUUGCGACCUGCCACAAGGAUGAUAGUACGAAGUUGCUUAUUUUGCAGGAUGAAAACACAAAAACCAGCGUACCCGAGAACCGGAGACUUACCAGCGUGCCGCUUAGCUCACCAUAAACGACCUUUUACAUUUACCGGGGUCGACUAUUUUGGGCCUCUCUCAGUGACCAUUGGUCGAGCGAGACAGAAGAGAUAUGUGGUAAUUUUCACAUGUCUCACCACGAGAGCCAUACAUUUAGAGAUUGCAGGCUCACUAAGCGCUGACUCAGCAGUGAUGGCAUUGAGGAGAAUGAUCGCGCGAAGGGGUUGCCCUACUGAAAUUUGGUCAGAUAAUGGCACCAACCUGAAAGCAGCGGACAAGGAGCUGCGAAAGGCCAUCAAUGAGGCAACAGCAGAGGCAGCAGCAAGGAAAUCUAUCACCUGGCGCUAUAUUCCACCCGGAGCGCCUUUCAUGGGCGGGGCCUGGGAACGAAUGGUCCGCUCUGUAAAGACAGCGCUUGCAGCUACGCUACACGAACGCCAUCCCACCGAAGAAGUGCUUUCCACUCUACUGGCCGAGGUGGAAUAUACAGUUAACAGUCGUCCGCUGACACAUGUUUCAGUCAGCGCAGAGGAUCCAGAAGCACUGACACCCAAUCAUUUUCUGUUGGGUGGUUCAGGACGUGUACCUCAGCCAGGGACCUUUGACGAACGAGACGCUGUCUCUAGGUCCACUUGGCGAGCUGCGCAAAGGUUGGCUGACAUAUUCUGGGCACGCUGGGUGAAGGAGUACCUUCCUGAACUUCAACACCGGCGGGAGCCAAACGGACGAGGACCUGCGAUACAAGUCAACGACCUCGUACAAAUAGUUGACCCAAACCUGCCACGCAAUGUAUGGAUACGAGGCAGAGUUACAGCUACAUACCCGGGACCAGACAACGUCGUGCGUACAGUGGAUAUUCUGACCAAAGGUGGCGUACUACGGAGGCCAGUCAGGAAGCUGGUAUUACUGCCCCUGUCAACAAACGACGACGUGCCCGCACCGACAGAUGAUGCGACGCAGUCGCACGGCGGGAGAAUGUGCGGGACAGCCCGGAACAAUAAUAGUGCAUAAUAAGGUGCCGGACAGUUCGAGAAACUUGGGGAACAGAACUGCGUAAACCCCAAUUUAAAAAUAAUAGAUUAUUGUCUUACCGAGAACGAAACAAUAGGUUAAGGAUCGAGAAAGCGUAAACACCUAUUGUCUUCGACCCUUUUUUG
This is a messenger RNA of Maniola jurtina (meadow brown), 5936 nucleotides long. RefSeq lists its product as uncharacterized. Gene Ontology annotation, molecular function: nucleic acid binding; zinc ion binding. Lineage: Eukaryota; Metazoa; Arthropoda; Insecta; Lepidoptera; Nymphalidae. Bases 1 to 5790 code for a protein of 1929 amino acids. Gene Ontology annotation, biological process: DNA integration. The transcript has a single exon. The record is from RefSeq and is a predicted model, not a curated record.